Messenger RNA from Polyodon spathula (Mississippi paddlefish), 1747 nucleotides. Its product is annotated as opioid growth factor receptor-like protein 1. NCBI's taxonomy places the organism in Eukaryota, Metazoa, Chordata, Actinopteri, Acipenseriformes, Polyodontidae. Gene Ontology annotation, cellular component: membrane. Bases 139 to 1401 code for a protein of 420 amino acids. The record is from RefSeq and is a predicted model, not a curated record. Gene Ontology annotation, molecular function: opioid growth factor receptor activity. The transcript has 7 exons.
UGCUAAAGGUCAUAAAACGAGCUUAGUUUAUUCUUCAGAGUUGGACUGUGUAGCGGUGUAUAUUGCUUUAGGACUGUGCUGCGUCCUAGGCGGUUAAUAUGCAGAAGGAGUGAGAUGUGAAUUGGUGCGGAGUUUUAAAUGGGAAAUCUGCUGGGCAGCCAGAGGUACAGGGAACCAAGUACAGUAGAGGAAUGUGACUCGACCUGGGAGACAGACUCGGAGAGCGAGGAACUGCAGGACUGUCAACCCGGAGACCACAUCAACAUCACGGAGCCUAGCAGCCACAACGAACCAGAUUCCAAAGAAGGGGGCGAAAAUAUCAACUUACAGAAUAAAGACACACGGGAUUCUACACCCAAACUGAAGAGGAGCUUUUAUGCUGCCAAAGACUUAUAUAAGUAUCGUCAUAGUUACCCUAACUCUAAAGAACACAGACAACUUAGUGAUUACCAAAACCUGAGGUUCUACUUGAAUACAAUUCCAUUGGUCCCUGAUGGUAUUUAUAUUGAAGAAAUUCUCACUAAGUGGAAAGGAGACUAUGAAAAACUGGAGCAUAACCACACCUACAUACAAUGGCUUUUUCCAUUACGAGAACAAGGCUUGAAUUUUUAUGCCCAAGAACUAACUCAGGCUGAGAUUAAGGAAUUUCAAGGUACCAGGGAAGCCAAAAGACGAUUUCUUGUGGCGUACACAGUGAUGCUGGAUUUCUUUGGAAUAAAACUACUGGACAAAAAUGGAACUGUUGCCCGGGCUGCAAACUGGCAGGAUAGGUUUCACCACUUGAAUGAAUCUCAACACAAUUAUUUACGAAUCACCCGCAUUUUAAAAAGCCUAGGUGAGCUGGGAUUUGAGAGUUUCAAAGCCCCUCUGGUGAAGCUGUUGCUGGAGGAGGCUCUUGUUGAGGAGACCAUGCCCAACAUGAUACACAGCGCCCUGGAGUACUUUGUUUACACCAUCCGGAACAGAAAGGAGAGAAGAGUCUUGCUGCGGUUUGCUGAGCUGCACUACCAACCUCCUGAACAUUUCAUCUGGGGCCUGCCGAAGAAGAGGAAACCCGGUGCCAAAAUGAAUUGCACUCAAGAGAAAAAUACAGCCAGGGCUAAACUCACAAGGGAGGCCGUGGCAAAAAACACUGCUUUUCUGCAUAUUGGCGGUGACAGCAGCACAUGGAAAACUGAAAAUAACAGGAGUGACAAAACAGAGAAUGAGAAUCAGGCAAAAACAGCUAGCCCAGCUAGUACAGAUGGGCAAGUCUGCAAAACAGAAGAAAAAUCUGUUUCAGGGGGGGAGCGGGCUUCAAAGAAUGGGAAAGCAUCUGUUGCAAAUAAACCGAAACAAGCUAACACUUUCAAGAAGAAACCAGAGCAAGGGGGAAGGGUAGAAAAGCAAAAUCAGAAAUGAAAAAAAAAAAAACUUUGAUCCGAUGUCUGUGCAGUAUUAGUCCUCUCCCGGGCAUCCCAGCAAAGAAAGUAUUAUUUUUCUGGACAAUAAGAUGACUGUAGCAAUACCUGUUCAAUGCCUUGCACCUUUGAAAAAGUGAAGACAGGCAGAAACAGCAGCUUACAGUGCUGCAGAACACAUGCAAAGUUUACAAGAAACACAUUACCUUGCUUUUGCUGUUUUAAACAUAUUUAUGUGUAACUAAAAAAAUAUCUAAGCUAUCAGGAAAAUUGCUGCGAUAUGGACAACACGGGAUAGGGCAAAGGUAAUGUGUUUCUUUUAAACACUGCAGGGGGUUCUGUAAUGC